Molecule: messenger RNA, 3304 nt
Organism: Populus nigra (black poplar)
Lineage: Eukaryota; Viridiplantae; Streptophyta; Magnoliopsida; Malpighiales; Salicaceae
Exons: 10
Coding region: 193-3093 (966 amino acids)
Source: RefSeq, a predicted model, not a curated record
AUUAUCCCAUAACACAUUGCACCUCGUUUUCACCAUAGUCUACUCCGAAACCUCUCUCUGUCUCUUCAUUUUGUUCUCCAACAACCAAACAACACAAAAAGCCUCUUUCAAAUUCAAUCCCAAUUCACCUCUCUCCUAUCCCCAUUUUCUAAUUUUCACUCCAUAAUUUCAUAAUUAAACCCAAACCCAGAUAUGGUAUCAGCAAUGGCUGCCACGUGUUCUCCGACCUCUCUCCAGCUUCGAUUAGCCUUCAACUACCAUAACUGUAGACGAUCACCUGCAACACUCACACGGGCUUGUGUGAGGAAGAAGAAGAGUGAUAGUAACCUUCGCUUUCUCUUGCUGUCUCAAAAUGAACCGCGAUGUAAUGGGAGUUCGUGGGUCGUGUCGAGUUCGUGGACUGAUUCGGAUAAUGGGAGUGAUGAGUCUACUGAGAAUCAGAGAAAGAAAUGGUUUGGAGGCAUGGUUGGAGCUGGAGUAGCUGGGGUCAUCCUAUUUGCGGGGCUUGCCUUUGCAGCAUUGUCUUUAAGCAAGCGGAGCGCUUCCAGACCAAAACAAGAGAUGGAACCAUUCACAACUCAGCGGGAGGUUUCAUUGGUCUCUGACAAGGAGGAUGAUAAAGUUGAGGAGAGUGAAAGCAAGGAAAGCAAGAAAGGUAUAGAAACGGACCUUUCUUCAUCUCCAGAACUUAAUGAAGUACCCAGUGAAAAUAAACUUGGUGGUGACAAUAAGGAGACCUCUGUAGACAGUGUUGAUUAUGCUACUAGGGUCAGUGAUACUGUUGAUAAUGAGCCUGUUCAAGAAAAUUUGCAAUAUGAAUCAAAUUUUGAUGACAAAUCUGUUACUCCUGAAACAACAACCAGCUCAGAGAAUUUGCCCAGUUCUGAUAUUAGUGCAAGUUCCCCUAUAUCAACCUUUGAAAUAGAACAAAACCCUGUUAAUGUAGAACCUAGCAAUGUGCCAGAUAUAACAAAUCUUAACACGGACCACCAGAGUGAAUCGCCUGCCUCAAAGAUAGAUGAGAAUUCUGACUCAUCGUUGAAUUCUUCUAAUUCCAUCAUUUGUGAACCCAGUGAUCCUGUGGGUGUGAAAAUUUCAGAGAGUUCACCCAUGGAUACAAGUUCAGAACCUCAAAUUGUCCCCCAAGAUGAUAUGGAGACUGUAGCCUCAUUUUUAACCAAAGAAAAUCUUGAUCUGAGCAAUACCCAGGAUUCAGCUGAGAGAAAUAGUUCCCUGGAAGUGAAUCACUUAGAUGAAAGAGAUUCCUCAGAAACAAUUUCCGAGUCAGCUUCAGUCGACCCAUUUGGAAACACAGACGUCGUUAUUGCUAAUAAUGAGAUGAAGGAAAGCAAACCAUUUUUUGAACCACCAACUCCUGAAAUUUCCUUCUCAGCUGGUAUACCUGCUCCAUCUGCAGUUUCUGCAGCCUUGCAGGUGCUUCCUGGAAAGGUUCUAGUUCCUGCAGUUGUUGAUCAGGUUCAGGGGCAGGUAUUAGCUGCACUGCAAGUUUUGAAGGUUAUUGAGGCGGAUAUUCAAUCCAGUGAUCUAUGUACCCGGCGUGAAUUUGCUCGUUGGUUAGUGACUGCUAGCAGUGCUCUUUCAAGGAGCAUGUUGUCAAAAGUAUAUCCUGCGAUGUACAUAGAGAAUUUUACUGAACUUGCAUUUGAUGAUAUCACGCCUGAUGACCCUGAUUUUUCAUCCAUUCAAGGCUUAGCUGAAGCAGGACUUAUCUCAAGCAAGCUUUCAAGUGGUGGUUUGCUUUCUUCUUCAGUUGAAAACCAAGGUCCAUUUUACUUUGCUGCUGAAAGCCCUUUGUCACGCCAGGAUCUUGUGAGUUGGAAGAUGGCCCUUGAGAAAAGACAAUUUCCAGAAGCUGAUAAAAAGAUGCUGUACAAAGUUUCUGGGUUCAGAGAUAUUGACAAGUUAAACCCGGAUGCAUGGCCUGCUCUUGUGGCUGACUUGUCUGCAGGAGAUCAAGGAAUUAUAUCACUUGCAUUUGGUUGCACAAGAUUGUUCCAGCCAGAUAAACCUGUCACAAAGGCCCAAGCUGCUGUUGCUCUUGCAACUGGUGAGGCUUCUGACAUAGUUAGUGAGGAGCUUGCACGUAUUGAAGCAGAAGCUGUGGCAGAAAAUGUCGUUUCUGCCCACAAUGCUUUAGUAGCUCAAGUUGAACAGGAUGUAAAUGCAAGUUUUGAGAAGGAGCUUUCCAUUGAGAGGGAAAAGAUUAAUGCUAUAGAGAAAAUGGCUGAAGAGGCAAGGUGUGAAUUAGAAACAUUAAGAGCUGAGAGAGAGAAGGAUGAUAUUGCCUUGUUGAAGGAGCGCGCUGCUAUUGAAUCUGAAAUGGAAGUUCUUUCAAAGUUAAGGCGUGAAUUGGAGGAGCAAUUGCAAAGCCUUUUGAGCAACAAGGUGGAGAUAUCAUAUGAAAAGGAAAGGAUUAGCAAACUUCAAAAAGAAGCAGAGAGUGAAAAGCAGGAGAUCUCUAGAUUACAGUAUGACCUAGAGGUUGAGCGGAAAGCCUUGUCAAUGGCCAGGGCGUGGGCUGAAGACGAGGCAAAAAGAGCGAGAGAGCAGGCAAAAGCCCUUGAAGAGGCUAGAUAUCGGUGGGAGAAGCAUGGCAUCAAGGUGGUGGUUGACAGUGAUCUUAAUGAAGAGAGUUCUGCUGGAGUUACAUGGCUGACUGCUGGAAAGCAAGUCUCUUCUGUUGAAGGAACUGUUAACAGGGCUGAGAACUUGGUGGACAGGCUCAAGCUAAUGGCAGAUGACAUUAGAGGGAAAUCUCGAGUAGUACUUGAUAAAAUCAUACAGAAAAUACUGGUCUUAAUCUCAGUUCUGAAGGAGUGGAUUGCAGAGGCAUGCGUGAGGACCAAAGAACUUAAAGAAGCCACCGUCUCAAAGACAUGGGCAUCAAUACACGAGUUGCAGCAGAACACAACUGAAUUUAGUUCUGCCAUCAAGGAGAAGACGAUAGGAUCAAUGCAAGAGUUGAAGCAGCACACUGCAGAAUUUGGUUCAGCUGUCAAGGAAGGCACAAAGCGGGUGACAGAAGAUUGCAGGGAAGGAGUGGAGAAACUGACGCAGAAGUUCAAAUCCUGAAUGCUCCCCCAGACUCCCUGUCCCAUCCCACUGUACCAGUAAUAAAUUUUGCAGGUAACUUUUACCGAGAAAUUAGUGAUGUAAUAAUAUUCAUUAUAUCAACUUACAUAAUCUUCACCCUCAUUUGGAAAAUAUUUAAUGGGUGUAGACACAAAUUAUCAUCUCAACCCGGGAAAUGGAAAUGAUUUCUGCUCCGUGAGAUUUGUGUGGA